This is a messenger RNA of Monoraphidium neglectum, 210 nucleotides long. RefSeq lists its product as hypothetical. The transcript has a single exon. The annotation marks the transcript as partial. The record is from RefSeq and is a predicted model, not a curated record. Lineage: Eukaryota; Viridiplantae; Chlorophyta; Chlorophyceae; Sphaeropleales; Selenastraceae.
CGGCGGCUGGCCGGCCCGCGCGCCGCGGGCAACCCCCAUCUCCAACACAUUGACUUGAAACCGCCGGCGGGGUCCGCCCGAAACUCGUCUGACGGGGCGCGCGCAGCGCCCCUUCGCGGGCCGCGCAACACCGCAAACGCCGGCGCCGUGAAGCGGGCCCCGCGCCGCGGCCCCGAUCGCGCGCCGCGAGGCCCGGCGGGGCCGCAGUAA